ACCCCACACCCUCUCCUCGUAAGUAGGAGCAGGAGCAGGAGCAGCAGGAGCUCUAGCUUUUCUUCUCUAUACUCUUCUUUCUGACCUCUACUUCUAUCAUGGGGAAAGAAGAAGAAGAAGAAGAAGUGGUACAAGGGGUGGUGUUGAACAUAGAAACGAUGGUGGCCGAGGAAGAGAAGAAGAAGAGGAAGAAGAAGAAGAAGAAUACGAAUGGAGAUGCCAUUGAAGGAUGUGAUGGGCAAGAAGAAGAGGCGGAGAAAGAACUUGCUGGUGAAAAGCACUUCACCAGGAUCGACUCACUAGAGUUUAAAGAAGCCAACCAUGUCUCUGGAAUGCAUUCUGCUUCGAAGGUUUUGCCAAUAGCUGCUGUGCUGCAACUAGCUUUCCAGAGCAUUGGGGUGGUGUAUGGCGACAUCGGCACGUCGCCGUUGUACGUGUUCGCCAGCACGUUCGCGGAUCGGGUUCCGACCAGGGACGACGUCGUCGGAGCUCUGUCUCUCAUCAUCUACUCCCUCACCCUCUUCCCCCUCGUCAAGUAUGUGUUCAUUGUCCUCUGGGCGAAUGACAAUGGAGAUGGUGGAACAUUUGCAAUGUACUCACUGAUAUGUAGGCAUGCGAAUGUGAAUGCAAUCCCGAACCAGCAAGCAGAAGCUUUAAUGGAUCUCUCCGCAUACAAGCUGCAGACACCCAAUAAGCAUCUUAAAAGGGCUGAGAAGGUCAAAGGGGCUUUGGAGAGGAGCAGCUGGGCCAAGAAUGGGCUUCUCUCACUAGCACUUCUGGGGACCUGCAUGGUCAUUGGUGAUGGGAUCCUCACUCCUUGUAUCUCUGUCCUAUCUGCUGUGGAUGGUGUGAGGAAAAUUGAUGCAGGAAUAAGCAAAGAUGUGAUUGCGAUGAUAUCGGUGGCGAUUCUGGUGGUACUUUUCUCGAUCCAGAGGUUCGGCACCGACAAGGUUGGUUACACCUUCGCCCCCGCGAUCCUUGUGUGGUACGUGUUCAUCGGCGCCAUCGGCCUCUCCAAUCUCGUUCGCCACGACUCCUCCGUUCUGAAGGCCUUCAAUCCCCUCUACAUUGUCUCCUACUUCAGGCAUAACGCCAAGGAGGCCUGGAUCAGCCUCGGAGGUGUUGUGCUCUGCAUGACAGGAACUGAAGCUAUGUUUGCUGACCUUGGUCACUUCUCAGUUAGAUCAAUCCAGAUUGCUUUCACUGGAUUGGUAUAUCCUUGCUUAAUCUGUGCUUAUGUGGGACAAGCUGCAUAUCUCUCAUACUACCCUCUCGACGUCGCUGACGCCUUCUACAAAUCAACUCCUGAAUUGGUGUACUGGCCUAUGUUUGUGAUUGCCAUCCUGGCGUCGAUCAUUGCGAGCCAAGCGAUGAUCUCUGCGACGUUCGCGAUCAUCAAGCAGUCUGUGGCUCUCGGCUGCUUCCCGCGAGUCCGAGUAAUACACACCUCCAACAAGCAUGAGGGCCAAGUCUACAUCCCUGAGAUCAACUUCCUUCUCAUGUUGGCUUGUGUGUUAGUGACUGCCUCCUUCAAGGAGACUACGAAGAUCGGAAACGCCUACGGGAUUGCGGUGGUAGCAGUGAUGAUUGUCACCUCGUCUCUGCUCAUCCUAAUAAUGCUAAUGAUUUGGCAAACCAGUCUUAUCCUCAUCGCGCUCUUCGUUCUCGUCUUCUACUCCUUUGAGCUCUUGUACUUCUCCUCGGUCCUUUACAAGUUCGGCAAAGGAGGCUAUCUCCCUCUCUCCUUCGCCGCCGUCCUCUUCUUCGUGAUGUAUGUGUGGCACUAUGUACAAAAGAAACGCCACGCCUUCGAAGUCGAAAGGAAAGUCUCGACGGAGUAUGUAAGUAGCCUCGGCUCUAAUCUGGGUAUCUCACGGGUUCCCGGAGUAGGGCUUCUUUACACUGAGCUCACUCAAGGGAUACCGGCAAUUUUCCCCCACUUCCUCACCAACCUUCCUGCCAUCCAUUCGGUUCUAGUCUUUGUUUCGGUCAAAUACCUGCCUGUCAACAAAGUGCUCCCCGAAGAGCGUUUUUUUCUGCGCCGGGUUGGGCCUAAAGGGUACAAGAUGUAUCGGUGCAUCGCACGGUACGGUUACCGGGACAGAAGGGUCGGGAGCGAGGAGUUUGAAGGGCUACUUAUGGAGCAUCUCAAGUCCUUCAUUCGAUCCGAGAAUUCGGAAGCCGAAGGGAAGGUGAGCGAGGCGGCGGCGGAGGAGAUCGGGUUCUUGGAGAGGUCGAGGGCAGCGGGGGUGAUCUACCUGUUGGGUCACAGCGAGGUGAAGGCUAGCGAGGACUCGGGGGUGUUGAAGAGAAUUGUAGUGGAUCAUGUCUAUGAUUUCUUGAGGAGGAAUUGUAGGCAAGGGUUUGUAGACCUGCAGAUACCCAACAAGAACUUGUUACAAGUUGGCAUGAACUACUAUAUUUGAUGGAAAUUUGAUCAUCAUCAUCAUCAUCAUCAUCAUCAUCAUCUCUCAUAAGAUAGCUUGUAAGAACUAAUUAACCCUACAAAUUCAGUGUAAUAUGAUGUAUGAAACUGCAUAUGAUGGAUGUUCUUUGCAUAGUAGUGAAAGCCAAGAGGAGUCUACGUAUGCAUGUACUGAAUGGAAAAAGCAAUGAAGGGCCAUUCAAGGCCCAGUUCACUAGAUUUGGAUCGUAGGCUUAAAAAUUUAUUGGUGCUAGGGUAUCAACUUCAAAUUUUAUAUUACAGCAAGAUCAGAAUUUGUUGUUGGUCUGGACAA
Molecule: messenger RNA, 2738 nt
Organism: Ananas comosus (pineapple)
Lineage: Eukaryota; Viridiplantae; Streptophyta; Magnoliopsida; Poales; Bromeliaceae
Product: potassium transporter 5-like
Exons: 8
Coding region: 99-2426 (775 amino acids)
Biological process (GO): potassium ion transmembrane transport
Cellular component (GO): membrane
Molecular function (GO): potassium ion transmembrane transporter activity
Source: RefSeq, a predicted model, not a curated record